Messenger RNA from Closterium sp. NIES-67, 7492 nucleotides. Lineage: Eukaryota; Viridiplantae; Streptophyta; Zygnematophyceae; Desmidiales; Closteriaceae. The record is from the annotation of a GenBank genome assembly.
CCUGGGUCAGUGUCACUAACUAAGAGAGAGCAAGGGUUUCUAUCAGUGGAAGCGCACAGAUCUGGAACUGGCACAUCGUGGAAUUGUGGAUUAGAGAGUUCUCUUUAGCGGUGGCAGCAAUUAACUUGCUCGGUGUCAGGCAGUACAGAUAUUUCGUUGGUUGCUUAUUAGUAGUACCGCAAUAUGCCUUUCCGCCGGCUGGCUGCAGAUUCCGCGGGUGCAGCCGUUUCAUUGUCUCAUGGAGAUGCGCUGUCGUCGCUUCUCGAUCUAACAGCUGCCGUCGUCAUUGCCGCGAGAGGCGCUAAGAUUCUCUCUGCUAGCAUGGGUGCGUGCGAGCUGCUGCAGCAGGAGCCGGGGUCUCUCGAGAAUCGAUCCAUGUUGGAGUUACUUCAUCUCAACGACCAACCGCUCUUCAUGGACACUCUGGUUAAGUGCGCGCGCUUGGCUCCCGCCAGCAGCACAGCACCGUCGCUCCGCUCCUCCAUGCAUGGCCACGUCACAGGAACCAGACAGCAGACUCAUGGUGCGACAACUCCCUCUGGAGGGCUCUCAGUAGACAUGCCACACCCUGUGAGGGCUACAACAGCCAACCAGCCGCACCAGGAGCCGCACGGUUUUCCCUCAGGUGCGUCUUCUUCUGGCGCUGCUGCUCCGGGCAGCGCGGAAAGGUUUCCCCGCCGGCAGCGGCAGCACCAGCUGCAUGUGCGGCUGAGAGUGGAUGAGGAGGCGGAGGGGGAGGAGUUUCAGACCGAGCAGCAGUUCGUCUGGGUGCGCGCGCGGAUGGCGCCAGUAGCGGGAAGAGAACCUGCGGGAAGACAAGCAGAGAGAAGAGAACCAGCUGUAGCAGCGGGAGCAGGAGCAGGAGCAGGGGCUAGAGUGCAACCAGGAGCAGCAGCAGGGGGCAGGGGGAGGUUGGCAGUUGUGUGCGUUUUCGAAGAGCUCGAGGUGGUUCCGGCUUCUGCUGCUGGGGCAGCUGAAGGGGAAGCUGAAGGGACGGCUGUAGCGGCGGCUGCAGCAACCCAAGGGGCGAUGUUUGGGGACUCCACAGCUGCUCCUGCUGCUCUUGCUGCUGCUGCAGGUGCUGCCGCCGCCACAUCUGCUGCUGCUGCUGCUGCUGUUUCUGCUGGUGCGGCGGAUUUCACUGCGUCCGAAAGCCUGUCACCUCCCCCCCCUUUCCCUGAUGCCGUCACGCCAAGUGCUCGUGCCCUUGCUGCUCCGGAUUCCGCUGCGCCUGCUCUUGCGCUCUCCGAAGCAGUAGGCACGCACAACCCAAGACCUCUCCCCCGACGAUCCAGCUCCAAUCAUCUAGUACAGCAGGCAGGGAGGAGAGGAGGUGGGGGGGGAGACGGAGGAGCAGGAGCAGGAGCUGGAGAGAGUGCUGAUAGAGGGGGGGAAGUUUCACCACCAGCAGCAACAGCAGCAGCUGCAGCAGCAUCAGGAUUGGGAGCAAGGCAUGUGCCAUCAACUGCUGCUGCUGCGGCUGCUGCUGGAGGUGCUCUUGUUCCAGUGUAUUCCGGUUCAGCACCUCUUGUUCCCGCAGCGACGGCUGUAGCAGCAGCGGCGGCUGUAGCAGCUGCAGCUGCAGCCGCUACAGCCAGCUGCAAGCCCCAGCCCGCUCCGGUGACUAUAGAGAAGCGAAAAGGCCCCAUGACUCUGCCCACGCUUCCCCGGUGGCGCUCUACCGAGGAUCUUAUAGAGGAAGGAAAUCCGUUAGAAGAUAGGCAUUUGCUAGACCAGCUACCUACGAAAAUAGAGGAGAUUAAAGCGCAUUUGGAGAAUAGAGCGCGGUUGGAGGAACCCCCUGGGGCUGUAGCAGGGGAGAGGAAGAGGCAGGGCGAGCUGGGGAAGUGGCAGGGGGGAAAGGGUGGGAGAGGAGAUUGGGAGCAAUGGUGGGGUGGGCGGACGUGCGCUGAGAGGAACAGUGAACGAUCGAUAGGGCAGGAAAGUGGGAGAGGGGAAGAGAGGAGAGAGGAGGAAAGAGAGGGGAAGGCGACGGUUAGUGAGAAGAGUGAGGGGGGGAGGAGAGAGGGGGAGAGGGGAGAGCACAGCACGAGCGGCGGUUGCCACAGUGGCUCAGCAGAAAUUUGUCGUGAGGCGGCAGGUGUUACUAGUGAUAUGGAUGAUGGUAGUUGCAGGGGCGGCGAUGCAGCCGCUGCUGCGCUGUCAGCCCUUGGUGAGAUGGGGAGCACUGAGAGGGAGGCGUUAUGUGGGGAAGGUGCGGUGGCAACCUGUGUGCUGCACAUUAGGGGGGCGCUGGAAGGGGACGGGCGAGGGGGUGUGACUAGAGCGGAUGGGGGAAUGGACGGGGAGGAGGGGGAGGAGCGGGGGGAGGGAGAGGUGAGGGAAGUGGGAGGGAGGGGGAGAAGCGUAGGGGCUGGUAGCAGCAGCACGGAUCUCCCUACUAUCGCUGCCGCCGCUGCUUGUGCUGUCUCCAUGCACGUAGGAGACUGCCAUGCGUCUAUGGAGGUGGACUAUAACGAGGACAGGACGGAAAUAUUCGAGAGGUUUCAUCCAGAAAAGGAACUGGAGGUGCCAUUGCCUCGUCCUUGUGGGAGAUCGCCAGAGUCAUCGGCAGUGCCUUUGCCAGGGGCAGUGCAAGGGAGAGGUGGGGAGGUGGCGGAGGAGGGGCAGGGUGAUGGGGAGGGUGAGGGGAAGGGUGAGGAGGAGGAUGAGGAGGAGAUAGGGCAUGUGAGCGCGCGGGCUGUGGGUGGGAAGAGAGCGAGGUUCUUGAGCGCGCAGGCUCUGGCAUCUGCAGUGCCAUUGCCAGAGGCAGUGCAAGGGAGAGAUGGGAGAGUGGUGGAGGCGGUGGGUAAGGAGGUGGGUGAGGGGAAGGGAGAGGAGUUGGGUGAGGCGGAGAUGGGUGAGGAGGAGACAGGGCUUUUGAGUGUGCGGGCUGUGGGUGGUCGCGAUGAACCAAAGGGGUCGGUUGCUGAAUUAAGCGCCAGGGCGAGGACAAUGGGACCAGCCCACUGCGCUAGAUCAACGCCAGCAGUUCAAUCUGCUAAAUCAACGGCAGCAGUUCAGUCUGCUAAAUCAACGGCAGCAGAUCGAUCCGCUAAAUCAACGGCAGCAGUUCAAUCCGCUAAAUCAACGGCAGCAGUUCAACCCGCUAAGUCAAUAUCAGCGGCUCGCUCCGCUGCUGCCGAAUCAACUGCUGGGGUGGAUGGUGUGGCCGGUGCUGUGGCCAAUGGUGCCGCCAGUGGUGCCGCCAGUGGUGCCGCCAGUGGUGCCGCCGGUGGUGCUGAGGCGGAAGUGGGGGAGGAAAUUGUUGCAGAGGGGGGAGCGAAGGAGGAGGGGGAGGUGAAGGGGGGAAUGGGGGAGGGGGGGACUGGCGUAGGAGGUGCGGAGGAAGGGGAUAUCUGGACUGACUUUCUUAAGAGAGGGCUGGCUCGACUGCUGGAGGCACAGAAUGCACCGAGUGAUGAUGAGGAGGAAGAGGAGGAGGAUGAGGAGGAGGACGAGGAGGAGGCAGAGGAGGAGGAGAAGGAGGAGGAACAGGAGGGUACCGACAGGGGGAUGGAGGAGAGGGAAGCAGAGCCAGGGGAAACUGGCAAGGCAAGAGAGGGCGAGGCAGGGGAGAGGCCCAUUCAAUUGCCGCCCCUCCCGGCUUGUGAGGGAGAGGUGGAGGAGAUAGUAAGAGUGAAGCCAGGGAGGGCAGGGAUGGGGGCGGAUGCACCUGCGGGGCAAGAGAAGUUCUACUCCGCCUCUGACGCCAUAUUCGUGCUGAAGAACCUCACAGUGGUCGACUGCAACGCCAGUGCGGCCCGGCUGCUCCGCGUUGCCCACGAGGACCGCACGACCCGCAUCUUCGGCGAGUCGCCCGUCGUCUUCUCGCCCCCGGUGCAGCCCGAGGGCAUCCUGUCCGCCGUGGCCAGCGAGCAGCGCUGGCUCGAUAUCGCCACCAACAACGGCCGCCCGUGCCGCUUCCCCUGGGUGCACAUGUCCGUGGACGGGCAAAUGUUCCUGGUCGAAGUUAACGCGAUGGUGCUAGUGCACGGGGCGGAUACUUAUCACAUCACCAUGUGGAAGCAGUACCUGAAUUCGUCAUCUCUUUCGCGCGAGCUGAGGCUGGCUGCAAGGGCGAAACGGGCAGCUGAGAGGUCGCGGGUUCAAUUCCUGGCGAACAUGAGCCAUGAGCUGAGGACGCCGAUCAAUGGCGUGCUGGGGUAUGCGCAGCUGAUGAUGCAGACGCAGCUGGACCCCGAGCAGCAGUCGUACCUGCAGAGCAUUCACGAGUCGGGGGAGGUGCUCCUGGGGACCGUCUCUCAGGUGCUGGAGAUGAGUCAGCUGCAGAAGAGGGAGGUGGUGCCAAGGCGAGUGAGGUUCGACCUGCACAGGGCGAUAGGGGAGGCUGCAGGGAGCAUGCGACCUCUUGCACACAGGAAGGGAUUGCAGUUCGGAAUCAGCAUGGAUAGAUCUGUGCCCCAUACGGUGAUAGGAGACCCCUCCAUGCUGCGCCAGCUGCUGCUGCAUCUGCUAUCCAACGCCCUCAAGUUCACCCACUCAGGCACAGUGCAGCUCACUGUGCGGGUGCUGCCGCUUCCUGCUGCUGCUGCUGCUGCUGGGGGGGGGGCAGGUGGGAAGCAGAGGAGUGUGGCUCGGAGAGGGUCACUGAUUGGGCUGGGUAAGGUAGGGGAAGUGCAGCAGAAUCAGGAGGAAGUGCAGGGGCAGGAGGAGCAGCAGCAGCAGCAGCAGCAGGGGCAGGGGCAGGAGCAGGAGCAGCAGGAGCAGGAACAGCAAAAGGGCGGCCAGCAAAGGCGGGAACAGCAGCAGCGGCAGCAGCAGGAGCAGCAGGCGCCAGCAUCCCAAAUCCUCGAGCUUUCUGAGGUCAAGGGACAGAAGGUUGAGAUUUCGUCAGCUUCCCAGCCUCAAUUGCUGCCGUGUGCACAGAGAGAGAGGGGCGAGAGGGAAAGGGACGGGGGGGAGAGGGACGAGAGGGAGAGGGACGAGAGAGUCGAGAGGGAGAGGGACGAGAGAGUCGAGAGGGAGAGGGACGAGAGAGUCGAGAGGGAGAGGGACGAGAGAGUCGAGAGGGAGAGGGACGAGAGAGUCGAGAGGGAGAGGGACGAGAGAGUGAAGGAUGGAAGAGUGAGGAGUGAGAGAGGGAAGGACGGCAAGCUGGCCACAAAGCUGCGUUUCGAGGUGGUGGACACGGGCGUGGGAGUGCCGCCCAACAUGCUCCAUCAGAUCCUCAAGCCCUUCGUGCAAGUGGACGACUCCGCCGCCCGGGAGUACCAGGGCCUCGGGCUCGGAUUGGCUAUCGCGCAGUCGCUGGUGCGGCUUCUGGGCGGCGAUGGGAUUCAUAUAGCGAGCGAGCCGGCGCGGGGGUCUUGUUUCUCGUUUAGUCUUCCUUUUAAGGUAUGUGAGGGGGAGAGGAGGGUGGAAAGGAGGGGGCAGAGGAGGGGAAGGGAGGGCGGGAGUGUGAGUUUGGAGAGGAGUGAAAAGGGGGGUGGGAGUGAGAGGGGGGGUGGGAGUGAGAGGGGGGGUGGGAGUGAGAGGGGGGGUGGGGAGUGGGGAGCAGGCGCUGGGAGGGGGAAUGGUGAUUGGGAGGACAGUUCUGGCGGGGAAAAACGUGCCAGACUAGACGGGGAGAGCUGGAAGCUAUGGAAUCCAGGUAUGGGGGAGUGUAGUGCGAGUAAAGGUGAGGCGGGUGAGCGGGAGGAUAGGGUAGGAGAGGACGCAAGGAAGGGUAUUGGGGCGAGCACUAAGAGGAAACGAGCAGAGGAGGGUGUUAAUAAUGAGGGGGCGAUGAGGCAGCAGGUUCAGGGGGAGGAGUGGGGAGAGGCGCAGGGGGGACGUUGGGGAGAGCGGCAGGGGGAGGGGUGGGGAGAGGAGGCAAGUGAUGAUAUAGAGGAGGAGAGAGGGGAGGGGAGCAGGGAGGGGAGAGGGGUGGAGGCAAGGAGGGAGGAGGCUCGGAGGCGGAGAUGGAGAGUGCAGCACGACAGGGGCUUCUUCUCCGGCUCUAGUUUUGAGGCGCCGCAGAGCGCCUUUGCCAGAUCUAGAGCAGAGGGGUUGAUUUCGGGAUCCAGGCCCAUGGGGGUUUCGCUGGUGCAUUCCACCAGUCAGGUCCUAGGCCGUCUCGCAGCAAUGCAGGGCCAGGGGCGUGCUCCUGCCCUUGCUCCUGCUGAGGUCACCCUUCCACUUUCUUUCACAGGCACAGCCCCGGAUACGGGCCUAGGCUCAGGUUUAGGCUCAGGAUUAGGCUUGGGUUUAGGCUUGGUCUCAUUUCCAGAGCCUUCACAGCAGCAGCCUCGGAUUUCCCGGAGCUCAUUCGUUCCCUUAUUUGCCAGUCCUGCUGCAGCAGAUGGUGACACUGCAGCUGACAGCACCACUGCAGCCGCUGCUACUGCAACUGUAGCGGCGGCAGUGGCGGCUGCACCCUCUCAGUGCCCCUCACAGGUUGCAGUUACCACAAAUCAAGUAGCAGCAGCUGUAGCAGGCCUGCCAACUGUAGCAGAAGUAACAGCUGGAGCAGGAACCAGUAAGGCUGGGGAUGCAUGCUGGGCGCCUCAACAGGCGGGUGCAGAGCUGCUGCAUUUGGCGGUGGGCGGAAAUGCAGUGAACAGGACUGUGCUGCACCCUGUGGCAUCAACAGCAACAGCAACAGCAGCUGGAGCAGCAGCAACAUCUGUAGCAGAAAUGGAAACCAUUAAGGCCGGGGGCGCUUGCAAGCCGGGUGCAGGGCUGCAGUGCCUGGUGGUGGACGACAAAGCGGUCAACAGGAGCAUGCUGCAGCCUGCACCUGCAGCAGCAACAGCUGCUGUAGCCGGCACCACUAAGGCUGGGGGGGCAAGCAAGUCAGGCUCGGGGCUGCGGUGCCUGGUGGUGGACGACAAUGCAGUGAACCGCAGUGUGCUGCAGCGGCUGCUGCGGUCGCUGGGAGCCGAGCAGCUGGCCGUGGCUCAGAACGGCGCGGAGGCUGUAGCGGCGUGUGAGAGGGAGGAUAGGCUGGAUGUGGUGUUUAUGGAUCUGCACAUGCCUGUGAUGGAUGGGUUUGAGGCAUCGACACGCAUCCUGAAGAUGUGGAGGGGCCGGUAUGGGCCGGAUUCCGUGCCCCGAACCAGCAGCAUGCAGCAGCAGCAAGGGCUUCAUGGUGUGUCUCUGCAAGCAGUGCAGCCCCUGCAGCAGCAGCAGCAGCAGCAGCAGCAGCAGCAGCAGCAGGAAUGUGUAUACCGGUUUAGACCGCUGAUUGUCGCAAUCACUGCAAGUGCAUUAGAGGAGGAAGAGGAGAAGUGUAGAAAGGUGGGCAUGGAUUUUUUUCUCACUAAACCAGUGAGAUUAGCUUCUCUACGGAGUCUUCUCGACCAGGUGAAAGGCGGCAAAUAACUGUAGUGAUCUCGUUUUUCCCCCCUCAUUUGUUGAGGUGGGUUGUAUUGUAUGUGUAGCCACUUGCAAGGGAUAGUAAGAGCGUGUCGUGUUCCUACGGUCUCUUCCCAGAUGUGUAAUUUGAUGUGAAAUUGACACGAAAUGCUUCAGUGCGGCCCGAGUGAUG